AUGAGCAAAAUUAAGCUGCAUUGUUUCAACCCUCUGCAUAACUGUAAACGGCUAAUUCGUAAGCUUCAAACUCUUGCAAGUUCAACUUCAAGAGGCUCCCAUGAAUCUGGUUUGAUUGAUAAAAAUCGGAGCUUGGGUGGUUUGUCGAAAUCGGGCUCUGUAGAUGAGGCUCGUGUUGUGUUUGACAAAAUGCCUGAGAGAGAUGAGUUUACUUGGAAUGCAAUGAUUUCAACAUAUGCAGAAACAGGGAGGCUUGCUGAAGCAAGACAAUUAUUUGACAAGGCCCCAAACAAGAGUUCCAUUACAUGGUCAACAAUGAUUUCUGGAUAUUGUAAAUAUGGGGCUGAAAGUGAAGGCUUUGAGCUGUUUUGGGCAAUGCAGAAUGGGGGGCAUAGGCCGAGCCAAUCGACACUUGGAAGCAUUCUUAGAAUUUGCUCUAUCAAGUGUUUGCUUUUGAGAGGUGAACAGAUUCAUGGAUUAGCAAUCAAGACUGGAUUUGAUCAUAAUUUGUUUGUUACUAUCGGUCUUGUAGACAUGUAUGCAAAAUGUAUGCGUGUUGUGGAAGCCGAGAUUGUUUUUAAGAUGAUGCCAAGUGGGAAAAAUCAUGUUACUUGGACUGCAAUGAUCAUUGGGUAUUCCCAAAAUGGCAAUUCUUUAAAAGCUAUUGAGUGCUUUUGUGGCAUGAGAGCAGAUAGUGUUAAUGCCAACCAGUAUACAUUCCCUGGCAUUUUAUCCGCUUGUGCUGCAGUUUGUGAUUUAACGUUUUGA
Molecule: messenger RNA, 768 nt
Organism: Ipomoea triloba (trilobed morning glory)
Lineage: Eukaryota; Viridiplantae; Streptophyta; Magnoliopsida; Solanales; Convolvulaceae
Product: pentatricopeptide repeat-containing protein At4g37170-like
Exons: 1
Coding region: 1-768 (255 amino acids)
Biological process (GO): RNA modification
Molecular function (GO): protein binding; RNA binding
Source: RefSeq, a predicted model, not a curated record